AUGUUCCGUUCCAGGAAUCGUAAGCAAAAUAAAGUUUAUAAUAAAUGUAAACGAGAUGAAGGAAAAAAGUUGUUACAACGCUACAUGAAGCAUAAAAAUAAGGUUGCGGAUCAGUCGGGUGGAAUUGGCGGGUGGAAUAGUUCGGUGUUCAAAACAAGGUAAAAAAUUUAGUGGGAAAAAAGAGUUUUGUCACGGAAAAUGGACUGGAAAUGCAUUUCGUGAAAAAAAAAUAAAAAUAAAAAUUACUGUAGUACGCAACAGUGUUUGCACACACACAGAAAACGUUGCAACGCGUGGUCAAAAAAAUUUGAAUCGCGCCCGCGAUCGAUAAAAAUAACACCAUCAUCUGUGUUUUUGUUUUGUGAUGCAAUCAAGCUAUUUCUAGCGGACUUCAUCAUUCUGACAAGGAGGAAAAAUCGGACAGAGGUAAAUGUUGGUUUUUCCAUCGAUUCAAAGUCGUUAUUCUCCUUGUGGCCAUUGUAUUUUAUUCGCUUCUUGGUGGAUUAUUAUUCUGGCUCAUUGAAAGAAGCAACACUUUGAAGGAAAAAGAAAUUGAGGUAAUUAUUUUCUGUAAUAUAUUCACUUACAUCAAUCAAAAAUGAAUUGAUUUCAGGAGAAACGAGGUGAAAUCGUAGAAGUAGUAAAACACUUCACAAAAUGUUUGUAUGAUCCUCGAAUUAACAAUGGAAAUUGCAAAAGCCAAAUGAUUGACACAAUGUUAGCACGAGAAGGUGUUAAGAUUCAAAAUUCACAAAUGACUUAUUCCAAUGCCUUGUUCUAUUCCUUCACAAUUUUAACAACGAUUGGUGGGUUUUUGCAAAAAUAUUUAUGUGCUUAUAUUAUAUUUGAUUUUUCAAACAGGUUAUGGUCAUAUAACUUGCUAUACAAGUGUUGGAAAAAUAAUAACAGUCAUUUAUGGUAUUCUUGGCAUCCCGCUUAUGGUUUUUGUUCUUCGGAACAAUGGAAAAUAUAUGCUGAAAAUAUUGACAAAAAUUGAAAAAUGGGCAUAUGGGUAAGUAAUCAUUUUUUGUCUCUGUCCAACUAAAAUCUUAUGCAUUUUUUUUUUCAAAUUUCAGAGAGCAUUAUAGUAUUGGAAAUCCUUUGAUGAUGGUUUCAUUAAAAUCUGCAAUAUUUUAUAAUUGCUCAUUUUGGCUGUUGAGUUCUUUACUCAUGGUGAAUUUUGAGAAAUUCACAGUGUUGGAUUCGUUUUAUUUUUCGUUUUCUACAUUUUCAACUGUUGGUUUUGGCGAUAUGACUCCGAAUCUUCUAGGAACUGAAUUUAGUGAGUUUUUGAAUUUAAUUUAUUUUCGAAACUAUCAAUAUUGAUUUUUCAGUGGUUAUAUUUGCACAUUUCAUGUCAUUAUCUUUGAUUUCAAUGGGAUUCGAGAUUUUGCAAGUUCGAAAAGAGGCAAAAUAUAUGGUGGCUCUUGAAUGGAUUGAUGAAGAAUUUGAGAAACAAAGUCGUCCUAAUUCAAAAGUUGAUCAGCCGACGAAUACAACAACAACAUCAACUGGAAAAACGCCAAGCAGUUAGUUUUUUUUUUCAAAAAAUUUCAAAACUUUUCCUGGAAAUUUUUAGCAGCAUCUACUGGGAAAACAGCACAAGUCAAGAAAAGUGUAUGA
Molecule: messenger RNA, 1623 nt
Organism: Caenorhabditis angaria
Lineage: Eukaryota; Metazoa; Nematoda; Chromadorea; Rhabditida; Rhabditidae
Source: the annotation of a GenBank genome assembly